UUUCAGACGCUUUUGUUUACGAAAUACACCAAAGUCAAUAUACUAAAUGAGAUUGGUAUUCACUUCCUGGGAAACUGGAUGUAAGGAAAUUUACACGAAAGGAUGGAAAAUACUUGCAGAUUCAAUAGUUUCAACUUCAAGAGACGUCGUGAUUUAUCACGGUGACAUUCUUGCUUUAGAGGAUGGCACUGUGUACAUAUAUACGCCAUCUGGCACCAAGAAGCCAUAUCUAACCGAAACUUCGUUUUCUUCAUCUCGUUUCAUCUCAUUCCAUGCUGCUUAUGGAAAAUUGUUUUUGGUAAGUGAAGAAGGUCGUCUCUUUGGUUGUGGGCAUACUAAUUACGGUGAAUGUGGUGUGAUUUCUCCAGAUCCCAUUAAGUCGUUACGUGAAAUUGAACUAGUCGCACCACUGGCUAUUUGCCCUCAUGGAUCUUCGGUUACUAUUACAGAGUCACUGAAAGUGAGGCUUGUUCAAGCAUCUGCAUCGGAGGUUUGCGUUAUUGAUUUUCAUGGUCAAUUAUGGAACUAUGGUGGUGGAAAAUUAGAAUUUGAUUCACUGGGGCGCGUUCAAGUGCGAUCUUUACAACUUGCAUCAAGACGCAAAGUUUUGCAACUCUGUGCCGGAAGAAAACAUUUUGUCUGCUUGGCGGUUCCUUUGAUUGAUGGAAAAAAAGAUACCGAUGUUGAAAAUUCACCAACUUUGGGGAUUCAGAGAUCAAACAAAUGUGAAAAAUGUCGGGAAGAGUACGAACUACGGCUGAGUACGUUAAUGUAUAUGGCUGACCAGGAAAAUGAAUUACCAAUUUCAUUUGUAAGCUGUGGAAAAGAAUUGCCUAUGAAAGCAAGUUUUACCAUCCAAAAUGCAUGUUUACUUCUGGAUACAGAUAACAGUCAUAGCGAACACCAAACACUUCCACGGUGUAGUUCGUCACGUCCAACUAGUGUAAAACCGUCGAAAAGAACUUCAUUUGUUGAAUAUGAAAUGACAGAAAUGAAAAAUGUUAACAUUUGGGAUGGACUUGGAAAAAACUCAACAUUCGUUUCAAUAGAGAAUCUACCUGAUAUGUAUUAUAUGCAGAAUACGAAUACAAAAGACCUACCAAAUUAUAUUGUCCACAAUGUAAGCCCUUCAAAGUUAGAUGGAAGAGUUUCACUUAUCGAGUCACAGGAUGAUCCGAACUUAUUGCCAGAAAUUUGGACAUGGGGCGCUAAUGAAAAUGGCCAGCUGGGACAUGGUGAUUUAGCAAUGAGGAGGGUGCCAUUUAAAAUAGUCGAUUCAUCCAGCAUGUAUUGUAUCAAAGUAGCGGCAGGAGAUGACCAUACUAUAGCACUCACGGGAACUGGCAAGUUAUAUGUAUGGGGAUCAAACAGUGAUGGACAGUUAAAACAAGCAAACCUGUCACAUGUAACGAAGCCAACGCUUUUUAAAGUUGGAAACCAUUCUUUCGUUUUGGAUGCAUUCGCAAGCGGUUCUCAGACAGGUAUUAUUGUUGGUGGUGCGGCAAAUUUUGCCACGCUUUAUCUUUGCGGAAGUAACACUACGGAGAAAUCGCCGCAGUCGCUAUCACUACCAAAAGAGAUUGGCUGGCCGGGUUGGAUUUUGAUUGCAGAUAAGAAUCUUGCAGUUGGAGUACAUGAAUCAAUAAGUGAAAUUGAUGAACAUCUUCUACGAGUGUUCAUUUUCUUUCGUUAUACGGAAUUUGUGCAGCGGAUCAGCCAGAUGUGUCAAAAAAUGCAUGAAAGAAGUUACACCGUGAACAAUUCGCCGUUGUCGAAACUACUAAAUAAGUUAACUUUAUCAUCGGUAAGAUAUUCGACACAAAUGUUCAGAUUGAUGAAAAUGGUACGUGACAAUCUUUGUGAAACAGGCCGUCUAUCGAUUGGGAAGCUCUUGAAAACUCACAUAAAGAAAUACUUCAUGAAUGCUCUUUUCCAAUUUCAUGCUGAUUUUGUAGAGUGUCUUGCCUAUGGAUGUUUCACUGAGUUGGAUAUUGGUGAAGAACUGGAUGAGGAAGUAAACAAAAUGUGCUUAUACUAUGAUAUUGGUGGAAAUAAUCAGGGGAUUCGUUUGCGGCAAUUGUUUCAACUGGUAUUCAAUUAUCCGUGCAAACUUGUCGAUCUCAAAGCGGCUGGAAUUGAUAACAACUUAGAGGUAUCCGGAAGUACUCAAAACAUAUUGCCGAGCAGAGACGAUAUUUUCUUAGCGGAAUGGAAGAGCUAUUGGAUAUCUGUUAAAUAUCAACUGGAUCAUCUGGGCACCAUCGCUGAUAAUACUUAUCAUUUCUGGAAGUGUGCACCUACACAUGCACGAUCGCUUAAACAAGCGGCUCGUUUAUUGUUGUGGAAGGCGGAAAAUAAACAGCUAGAAACAGCAGGUGUGAUAAAUGUGUAUGGGAAUUCAACAUGGACUACAGUGAGACGUGGUUGGCUUACGGUCGCUGUUUUCAAUGACGCUGUUGCAGUUAUUGAGAGACAAGAAGUUAUUGUGCUGAACUUUCCACUAGUCUGGAUAGAAGUAAACGAGGAGGAAGGUAACGAAUGUCUGGUACGGGUAUUUGGUCCAGAAAACAAAUUUCACAUUCGAUUUACAAACAUUGAAUGCAAGAAUGUAUUUCUGCAUGCCAUGCGACAAUGGAAACAUUUCGAUCAACGAUAUACAACAGAUGACAUUUUGAAACGAUGUGCUACCGAAUUACCCGAACGGCGACGUGGUUACUAUAAAUUUUCAUCUCAUCAUCCAGAUUUCGGAAAUUGCACUUAUGAUGGUUAUUGGUUAUAUGGUAAACCCCAUGGAAGAGGGCAUCUCGUGCAUAUGGACAAAUGGGAAUACCGAGGACACUUUGCUGAUGGACGUUUAGAAGGGUUUGGAAAAAUGUCAAUAGUUAUAGGUGGAAAUUCCCAUAAGGUCAACACAUAUUUUGGAGCUAAAGAAGAAGGAACGUCGGAAGUUGAUAUAUACACUGGUUUUUGGCGUAAUGGCUGUUUAGAUGGGCUAGCUCAUAUCACAUUUUCAAAUGGUGACACAUAUGAGGGCUAUAUGCAAAAGGGACUAAGGCAUGGUUAUGGCGUGUUCCAUGCAUCUAAAGGUGAUCAAACGGAAAUAUACUUCGGUGGUUGGCAGGCAGGAAUGCGCUCAGGAUAUGGAGUUUCUACAAGCAAUAAAGAACGAUAUUUGGGUAUGUGGAAGAAUGAUUCAAGGCAUGGGAAGGGUACUUUGAUAGGCAUCGAAGGCGUAUAUCAGGAGGGACAGUUCGACAGCAACCGUUUAGUGCGUGGUCGUUUGAUGCUGUCGGCAGCGGACGGUUAUUCCGGAGUAGCUUUCGAAGGCGAUUUCGAGAAGGCUGGUAUUGCUUGUGGGAAGGGAACGCUUUAUCUGAAUCAGUUUGAUCGUGUAGAAGGGCGGAUGACAGGUGACAUUAUCAAUGGUGAAGUGAAGAUCAACAAUGCCACUUACUGGAGGGAAAAGCCUGUGCUGCUGACAUCUUUUUCGUUAGACAAUGAUGUCCCACCAACAGAAAUUCAGUGGACAACUGAUGCAGAGCUGAAAUGGAAGGAGCUUUUCCAAAGUUUCUUAGUAUAUGAUCUGGGUAUUCCAGUCCAUAUAGCAAAUGCUGCUGAUGUUAGCGAAGUUGCUGACGAUGCAUGUCGUGUUGCCGUAUGGAAUUCUCUUGCAUCGAGUAUGGUGAAGAUUCGUUUAGGAAUGAAUAAAGAAGAAAUUAAAAUUACAUUCGAUGAGAAUCUUGAAAAGAUUCCACAAUACACACUGCAAUGGUCGAAUAAAUAUUACGAGAUGGUGCAACAGUAUUGGAAUUUGGCCUUGAGGCAUAAAUAUCACCCACUUCGGCGAUUGGUAUUUGGUUUAUUUGAAGUUUUCACAGGUUCUUAUGGUGCAUUUGGUACUCAUCGAGCUGUAUGUAGACAAGCCGUUUGCGAACUGCGCAGUAUACAUUCUAGAAUUUAUUCUGUUAUGAGAUUGCUAUUUAGCAAUUUACCUCGUACAUUUGAAAUGUUUGCUCCUAUACCAUGUAUAGAUAAUAAUCUGGGAUCCGAAAAUAUUGACCCUGAUUCACAAUUAGCUGAGGACAAAAGUAUAACCAAACGAAGUGAGGAAGUGAUGAGCUUCAGGAUAUCUCUUUUAUACCCUUCAUGCAAUUUUAUUGUUGAAACACUCUUCUCUGAGUGUUAUGCCGUGAUUUUCACACUUUAUUCAGUAAAUUGUGCUGAUUUGGAUCGACGAUACUGGGAACGAGUGAUUUAUUUGAAUGCCUUCACUGAUGUGAAAUUACUUGCCUAUCUUGAAUUAAAUCGGGAUCUCUGGCCGGUUAAUACUGAAAAUGUCGAUGAUCUCGAUAUGUCAUUGAUUCGCACAACUGCUCGUAAGAAAUUCUAUAAGUCAGCUAUUCAAGCGCUGCAGAAAAUUAGUUCACAUUCCAACCCUAUGUCAAAACUUGCUGCGUUGGCAGAUACGUUCAUGGAAAUCGGAAUGUGUGUGUCACAGUUCGCACCUGCUGGUAAUAGCCAUGUUUGGACUACAGACGAUCUUCUUCCAGCAUUCGUGUACGUGACUGUACGUGCUCAGCUGCAACAUUUAGGUGCCGAAAUUCGUCUUAUCGAAGAUUUUACACCACAACUGCAGGGUAGUGGACAAAUUGAACUUAUGUUCACCACCCUUAGAGCUAGUUACCUUCAAAUUUGUAGCGAUAAAAAUUCACCCUGAAACGUUUUUUUCUCUUGAAAUCUUGAAUGCCUUAGAAGGAACGAGAAGUUCGUCAAUAAUGUGAUAAUAACAUUUGGUAAAGGCUGCUUGAGCUCUAAUUCAAAUAAAAUCCUUGCACUUAAUAUCACUCUCAACUCUAUCCUGCUACAAGC
Messenger RNA from Loa loa (African eye worm), 4869 nucleotides. RefSeq names its product kinase domain-containing protein. The coding region runs from base 47 to 4717 and encodes 1556 amino acids. NCBI's taxonomy places the organism in Eukaryota, Metazoa, Nematoda, Chromadorea, Rhabditida, Onchocercidae. The transcript is spliced from 32 exons. The record is from RefSeq and is a predicted model, not a curated record.